CCUCCGAAUACCUUCUUGUCUCCCAUGGCCCAUAUACCCAUAUAAUCGUGUUCCUCGUCCUUCCCUCCCUUUCCCCCCUUCUUUUCUUCUUCCCAGCGGAGGUCUGGCUAACGGCCAUCCCUUAUUCCGUAUAUACAUGCAUGCUGGCCCUGCAUCCAUAAGGGUCGUCUGAGGGUCCAGUCGCAAAGAUGUUACACCGCGGAGCAGCCCUGCUGCUGCUCCUCCUCUGUAUCGCCAGCGUUGUCCUCGCUGCGCGGGAUUACUACGCAGUCCUUGGAAUCGGGAAACAGGCCUCGGACAAGGAAAUUAAGUCGGCGUACCGCAAGCUCAGCAAGAAAUACCACCCAGACAAGAAUCCUGGCGACGAAACGGCAAAAGACAAGUUCGUCGAAGUCUCGGAUGCCUACGAAGCCCUCAUCGAUCCCGAACAACGCAGCAUCUACGACCGGUACGGCCACGAAGGCCUCAAGCAACACCAGACGAACAAGGGCGCCGGCGGCGGGCGCCACCACGACCCGUUCGACCUCUUCGCGAGCUUCUUCGGCGGGGGCGGCCACUACGGCCACCAACCCGGCGUGCGCAUGGGCCCCGACGUCAACGUGCGGGUGGGCAUCUCGCUGCGCGACUUUUACAACGGCGCCACGACCGAGUUCCGGUGGGAGAAGCAGCACAUCUGCGAGGCGUGCGAGGGCACGGGGUCGGCCGACGGCGUGGUGGAGACGUGCCCGCACUGCCACGGCCACGGCAUCCGGCUGAUCAAGAAGCAGAUCGCGCCCGGCAUGUUCCAGCAGCUGCAGACCACGUGCGACGCCUGCGGGGGCAGGGGCAAGGCCAUCCGCCACAAGUGCCCCGCCUGCCGCGGCGAGCGCGUGGUGCGCAAGGCCACGACGGUGACCCUCAAGGUCGACCGCGGCGCCGCGCGCGACGCCCAGCUCGUGUACGAGAACGAGGCCGACGAGAGCCCCGACUGGGUGGCCGGCAACCUGGUCGUCACGCUGUCGGAGAAGGACCCCGACAACGACAACGACAACCCGGACCGCGUCGACGGCGUCUUCUUCCGGCGCAGGGGCGACGACCUGUUCUGGACCGAGCUCCUUUCGCUGCGCGAGGCGUGGAUGGGCGAUUGGUCCCGCAACCUGACGCACAUGGACGGCCAUGUGGUGCGCCUCGGUCGCCCCCGCGGCGAGGUGGUGCAGCCGAACCAUGUCGAGACGGUGGUGGGAGAGGGUAUGCCCAAGUGGCACCAGGACAACGACAGCCCCUACCACGAGAUGGAGUUUGGGAACUUGUACGUGCAGUAUGUCGUGGUGCUGCCGGACCAGAUGGAGGCCGGCAUGGAGAAGGAUUUCUGGAGUAUGUGGCAGAAGUGGCGGAAGCAGGUCGGAGUCGACUUGCAUCAGGAUAGCGGGCGGCCGGAGAAGCCACCGGUACGCGAUGAGUUGUAGAUGCAAUUUCUUUCUGGUCGGGCGUGCGGUGGUUUGUCUCUGUGUAUAGGCAGGUGGACGUCUGUAUGUACGAAGUAGGCCGUGUGGACGGUGCGUGUGGAUGGUGCGCGUGGAUGAAGAAGCAAUGGAGCGAACCGGUUAUCAUGAAAGUAUAUGAUAGAACGAGCUAUAUAGAUUUGACCCUCUCUGCACACAGGAAGGGGAAAAAGAUGCCAAGUCGCAAGUUACUUGGUCAGCGUGCCGUAGAUGUGAGGCAAAGGAUGACACCAGGGUUCCGCAGGAGGCUGGACGAGGUCGAUGUGUUCCCAUGGUCCGACUGCCCUGAGGUGCUUUUCGGUAUCACGGCACAUCUCGCAGCCUCCGAUGAUGCGAGGCCAGAAUAGAUUGACAAAUCGU
This is a messenger RNA of Sodiomyces alkalinus F11, 1841 nucleotides long. RefSeq names its product DnaJ domain-containing protein. Gene Ontology annotation, molecular function: Hsp70 protein binding. The transcript is spliced from 2 exons. Lineage: Eukaryota; Fungi; Ascomycota; Sordariomycetes; Glomerellales; Plectosphaerellaceae. The record is from RefSeq and is a predicted model, not a curated record. The coding region runs from base 189 to 1445 and encodes 418 amino acids. Gene Ontology annotation, cellular component: cytoplasm. Gene Ontology annotation, biological process: protein refolding.